Molecule: messenger RNA, 395 nt
Organism: Guillardia theta CCMP2712
Lineage: Eukaryota; Cryptophyceae; Pyrenomonadales; Geminigeraceae
Exons: 3
Coding region: 19-246 (75 amino acids)
Source: RefSeq, a predicted model, not a curated record
UCAGCAGAAGCGGCGAGGAUGGCUGGAGAAAUGUUGAUGGGCGCGACGUUUGGGGUGCUGGUGAAGCUGUACAGCAACUCACUGCGAAGAGUCUCUCUCUUGAGACAACCAUGGGAGCACUUCCUGCUUGCUGGUAUUGGAGCUUACUCCUUCCAGUGUAUUGCUGUUUGGACGGAACAGAACAUUGCGCGCUAUGAAGAAAAGCUCAAGGAGUUCAAGGAAGGAAAACAAGUGAAGUACUACUGAACAAGAAAAACGUUGAUAACUGUAGUGUAUGAAUUUUUCAGCGUAAUCUCGUGUUUGUUUUAUUCCUUUUUAAUUUCCUUCUACUGCUCAAUGUCAGUUCAAACAGGCGAUGAAGCUUUCUUGUUUUGUCAAAAACUUGACUCUAAACU